AUGACCCUCGUUAUGGUGGCGUUUUUUCCAAUUUUCUUCGGUCCGCUCACUGUGACCGCAAAGAUUAUGGGAAAGGUCGCACCAAAAGAGCAGGAGGCGUAUGUCCGGGCAGGUUCUACUGCUGAAGAGGUUAUCAACGGCAUACGAACAGUUGUGGCGUUCAAUGGACAAGAGAAGGAGAUCAAAAAGGUAUGGCACAAAGUUGGUGAUCUCGGGUGCCAUCACGCCGGGUACGGUGUAUUUUCCGUUUUCUGGGCAGUGAUCGGUGGAGCUUUCGCUGUCGGUCAAGCGGCUCCUCAGAUCGGAACCACCCAUCGAUUCCUUUUGGCUAAAGAAGGACGGGUACUUGAAGACAUCAAGGGACGAGUUUCGAUCAAGGACGUCCGCGCUUUCAGCUAUCCAUCUCGUCCCGAGGCUCAAUCUGGAAGGACAACCAUUUCCAUAGCUCACAGGCUUUCAACCAUAAAGAACGUCGAUCGUAUCUAUGUGUUUGACAGUGGCAAGAUAGUGGAAGAUGGUAAACACGACGAGUUGAUGAAAAAGAAUGGCCUGUACUCGGAAUUGGUGAGAGCGCAAGAAAUUGAGCAGCUUGAGCAGGCCGAGAGCGACGACGAGGAAGGGUUCACUUCGUUUGGCGCUACAACUGAACAUCAUGUGACUAUGAUGAGGAAGAGGAGUAAACGUCUUUCCCGUUCCAUUUCUCACCCAGCUGAAGUUCGUGAUCAGGAGCUCGAAAAUCUAGAGGAAGAAGCUGAUGAGAAAAAAGUGAAAGGAGCGAGUCUGUUGGACAUAUUAAAGUAUGCAAGACAGGAAUGGUGUCAGCUGGCCGUAGCACUUAUCCUCGCGGUGGUCCGUGGUAUGACGUUCCCAGUGUUUUCGAUCAUUUAUGGCCGAAUGUUCAAGACGUUAACAAGCGGCAGCAAUUCUGAGAAGUUGCACGGAGCGGCUAUGAAUGCCAUUUGGUUCUCGUUGCUGGGGGUUUCAACCGGCAUCAGUACGAUGAUUUCCGGCUAUCUCUUCGGCAGGAUCGGUGAAUCUUUCACAAACAGACUACGCUUAUCGUUGUUCACAAAUAUUGUAAAGCAAGAUGGCGAAUACUUUGACCACGAAGAUCAUGCAUCGGGAAAAUUGACCACAAGACUAGCAACCGACGCUCCAAAUAUCAGA
This is a messenger RNA of Ostertagia ostertagi, 1167 nucleotides long. Lineage: Eukaryota; Metazoa; Nematoda; Chromadorea; Rhabditida; Trichostrongylidae. The record is from the annotation of a GenBank genome assembly.